AUGGUCGGAGUCACUGUUCACGAUGGAGAAUACCACUUGGGUUCUCGGAUGCCUCUGAUGGCUAGAGAUGCCAGCGCACCGGCGCCGCCGAUUUCUGCCGGUGGCCCUGGUUUCUUCAAGCGGCUCGUAGCCCGCCAGUCUUCGGACGAGUGCGUCAAUGGCCAACCCUCGAAUCUUUGCGAGAAGCCUGUGACCAGCCAAACCCUUGCCCUUCCCAUAGCACUGGGAGUCACGAUUCCGUUGGUUGCACUGGUAGUUAUGCUCGUCUGGUUGCACCGCAAGAAUGUUCGCAGGCAGAGGCAAGAGGAUGCUAAUGACCCGCACAAGUCCCUCGAUUUUGGCCUGGACAUGGCCCCGGGCAAGCGCAAGAGCAAGCUUUUUGGAGGAGAGAAACUUGGCGGCGGCCCUCACAACCGACAGAUCUCGAUGGACAUGAACCUUUCGAGCCCGUACCUUCUGCCUCCCAACAUGCAGAACUCCCGCGAGUCGAUUCAUUCUUUGGCCAAGACUCUGCACAACGAGGAUCCUUACCGUCACAUCACCCAGUACAACGCGAGCGAUGCCGGAUCUCUACGUUCCUACAAGGCCGGCGGUAUGGAUCGCCCUGCAGGCCCCAAAAUCACUGUUCCUACCUCCCGCAAGGGCUCGCUCCAGCCAACCUCGCCGACAUCGACGAUUGGGUCUGUGCCCCCGCGUUACGAAGCAUCUCAAGACGAUUAUGUCAAGCCUCCUCCACCAGCAGCUCUAAAAUCCCCGACACCGGUUGAUUCCACCCCCUACCCUGACGACAAGUCUGGACCACUCGCCACGGCUAUGCCCUCCGUCCCCGAGAUCCAGGAACCGAAACCUGCUUCGUUGCCUAAAGAAUCAUCGCAAGCCCCCAGCCUUGCGGCCGUUCCUCCUUCCUCACCUCUGGCAAUCUCAGCUCAAGAGAGCUCCGGCCCUUGCAGCGACAACUACAAGGCGUUCAACUUUGCUCAGGACCCGGCCUAUAGCCCUCCGACGCAACCACUGCCGCAGCUCCCCACCAUCAACACCGAGCUGGCUGCUCCCGCCCCACUGAACCUCGACCGUCAACCAAUGACCGCACCCAUUAUUGGCGAGGGUGAAUAUGCCGACAACCUUGACCAAGUUGAGGAGCGUGGAAGGUCACAGCAUCGCCGCCAAUCGUCCGAGUAUCCCCCAGAGCCUUCGCUGGCCAGCCUAGGCCUGCCACAGCAAGACAACAAGCGCCUUUCAGUUGGUUUCCAGGACAACAAGAGGCACUCAGUCGGCUUCCGCCCGUUGCCUCCUAGCGAAGUGACCGAGUCCGAGGACCCUGAGACCAGGGCCAAUCGUAUCCGAUCAUUUUACAAGGAGUACUUCGACGACAGCAAGAACGCAGACCCGAUGCCCCCGCUGCAAGAGGGAUACAACUACCACCCAGGCAGCGGUCAGCGGAAUAACCAGGGCGCCCAGUACUACGAGGACUAUGACCAGAGCUACCUCAACGACGCCGCUUACUAUGACCCCGACACCAACUCGUUCGUUAUGCCAUAUGCCCAGCCCGUCGCUCGUCGUGCCAUGACCCCCCCUCCAUCUGGAUCACGGUUCCCCGGACCCAGGGGCGGCCCUAGACGGCCCCAUGCUGGCUCUAUCGGUGGAAUGAGUCUGCCAGGUAACCGCGGACCCCCUCGCCGUCCCGGAUCCGCUGCUUCAAAUGGCCGAUGGGGUUCUGGCCCUAGACCUGGAUCAUCAGCAUCCAACCCACACAACCGCGGCAGGGCGGGAAGUGCCAUGUCUGCCUCGAGGAAGCCAAUGCCGCCACCUGCGGCUCUAACUACCCUUCCCAACCCCUCGAAGCUGCGAGAUGAUUCCUUUGCGAUCAUGGCUGCUGUUGACUUCGCACCGCCUUCUACCUUCAAGGAUCAGGCCGUCGGCCGAUCGCAGAGCCCUGCCGGAGGAGAGAGGCUUGCUUAUCAGGCACCUGCCGUUCAUUCUCCCUUGGUCUCUGCAUUUGACGAAAUGGCAGCCCUCCCAAGCCCUCACCUUUUGAGGAAAUCCAGCACAUUCACCGGUCUUGAUUUCGCACCUCCCAGGAAGUUCAAGGAUGCGGAUACGAUGAGCGACGCAGGCAGCAUCCGCAGCAACCGCAGUGGAAUCUCGGCCGUUCAGCUUGGUGCCAUUAGAAGCGGCGCUGGGCGUGUCAGCCGCCUGCCGGGCGAUCAAAUCUUCACCAAGGCUGCCAUGGACGAAACUCUAAAGCCAUCGUGGAAGAUGCGUGACUAA
Pyricularia pennisetigena is the source of this 2268-nucleotide messenger RNA. RefSeq lists its product as uncharacterized. NCBI's taxonomy places the organism in Eukaryota, Fungi, Ascomycota, Sordariomycetes, Magnaporthales, Pyriculariaceae. The coding region runs from base 1 to 2268 and encodes 755 amino acids. The record is from RefSeq and is a predicted model, not a curated record. The transcript is spliced from 3 exons.